Anisakis simplex (herring worm) is the source of this 348-nucleotide messenger RNA. NCBI's taxonomy places the organism in Eukaryota, Metazoa, Nematoda, Chromadorea, Rhabditida, Anisakidae. The record is from the annotation of a GenBank genome assembly.
AUGAUGGAAAGUCUGAAGAACAAUCUGGUACAAGCUUGUGACGGUGAGAAGAUCACACUGCACUGUCCGAGGAAUACGCACAUUUUGAUCGAGAACACUUUCUAUGGACGAUUGGUGCCCAGCUCUGAACUUUGCCCGUCAUCGGCAGCCGCACACAGUAGUUCCGGUGAAACUAUGGCACCGCCGUCUCUAGAGGAUACGAGUUGUGAUAUUGCUGAGGCGCAUUCGGUUUGUUGCAUUCGAAAUUCGACGAGUUUCACUCAUGCUUGCCNCAGCAGCAGCAUUUUCGUCUCUUUUAGUGGCAUUUUUAUGCUCGUUUUAUCUUGUUCGUUGUACACAUAUAUUUAA